Ceutorhynchus assimilis (cabbage seed weevil) is the source of this 4670-nucleotide messenger RNA. The record is from the annotation of a GenBank genome assembly. NCBI's taxonomy places the organism in Eukaryota, Metazoa, Arthropoda, Insecta, Coleoptera, Curculionidae.
GAGUAGAAUUUCAGACGUUUACGCAUGCUGCUCUCAAUAGCACCGGUACCACAUUAGUACCAGUACCCGAUACAUACUUUUUUUCUUGUCUACUAAAUGCAUCAUGAAAAUGGCAAUUUAGAUUUUAUUGAACAAAAAUUUAGUUAAAGUGCGCGUGUGAUUAAUAAAAAAAAAUUGCCAAAAAAAAAAUGGUCUGAAGAGAAAAAUUGAAGUUUUGUGAAUUCACAUUGAAACUACUUACAAGAUUUAAGGCGGAAAGUAUCUACUUGGAAGUAAAGAAAAACUAAUAUAGAUUAUGUGUUCAAUGGUCGACUUCGAAAUGUUCCUACCGCACAGCCCACCGGUGUUCAGUCACAGUCCACCCAACAACUUCCUAAGCGAAUUCGCCUCGCUUCAUCUUGGUUCUCAGCUACAAAGAACAGUGAGCUGCAGACAAAUGCAGCAAAGCUUCCAUAAUAAUAUAGGCUUUACAUCGAAACAUCGACCGUCGACGUCACCGAAACGUCCUUGCUUGGUGAUCAGGCCUAUCGAUGAAUCUUGCAAUUCGUCAGAUGAAGAUCCCACCAGUCCUACCAAGUCCAAGAAAAAAGUGGUUUUUGCUGAUGAUAGGGGAAUGUCUUUAACGCACGUUAGAGUCAUGAAUGAACCUUCCAACGUACCGCCCUUGUGGAGUAUGAAAUUUCUUGCUGAAGUUACUCAAGGUGUGACAGCUGAAGCUGAAGUACGCAAAGAACCUUGGGAAAUAACCUUCCUACAACCUGCCUCUGAUUAUGUGACUUUUCGCAAAAAACUAGACGACCAAAAGGUUUCACUGGAAAACGUGAUCGUCAAAGAAGCAGAAGAUCAAAUUAUUGGAACAGUUAAAGUUCAAAACGUUUCGUUCCAUAAAGAAGUGUUUGUUAGAAGCACUUACGACAACUGGAAAACUUACGAAGAUGCUUUUUGCACUUACGUGCCAAGCAACAUCGCAACAUCGGCCUCAACUUACAUUGUAUUCGACACGUUUUCCUUCAAAAUCAAUCUAACACCCAAAGCGAGAAAAUUGGAAUUUUGCGUUUGCUUCAGAUGCGACGGCAACGAAUACUGGGACAGUAACUACGGCAAAAAUUAUGUUAUUGUUAAAAAAGCACUGACCCCUAUCCAUAGGUCCCUGUCAGAGAACUCGUUGUUCAACAAGAAAGAUAAGGAGACGAUAGUUAACAAUAAUUAUAAAAAUAGAACAAAAUGUGCAGAUUUAUCGCACGCCAAACUGGACACUUGGUCGCAAUUUUCAAGCUGGAAUCAUUUGGACACAUCGUCGCCAUAUUGGUAGGAAUUUUUUUUAAAGUGGGAGUCAUUUUGACGCAAGGAUGAAUGGUCUAAGAAGUCUUAGAAAACUAUUGCAUAUUCUCCAAGAAUUGACAGGAAAACCUCAACAACGCAACUUCUAGAAUUUAACCUGGACACUUUCAGAAUGUAGAGCUUGUCCAGCAUAAUGACUGUGAAUCUGCUGAUUUUUGUAUGAAAACUGUUAAUUUCAAAAAGGGUCCUCACGCUUACUCAAUUUUUCAAGCUUGUUUUUUUGGUUGGAAAUAAGACAUGACUCUUCCUGAAGCUAAAUCUUGCGAAAUCUUGGUUGAUCAUUUGCGAAAAAUGAUAAUAAAUUUAAGUAAAAUGGCUCUAUACAGGGUGUUCCGAAAUUAAUGCACCAUGGCAUAUUCUACGUCGAAAAUAAGCCUUAUAGUUUCAUAUAGGUAUAAACAUAUGUCCAGAAACGCAUCCUUUCCGGGAUACAGUGUGUUGAAAUUUUAAGAAAAAAGCAAUUUUUUUAUCAUUAUUUUCAAACCACUCUGGAUAUUGUAUUGAAAUUUUGUACACUGCUUUCAAGCAGCAAAAGACAUUUUUUGAUGUGAAAAAUAUUAAAAAAAAAAAAAACACACAUUACAAGUGACGUCACACAAAUAAUUUGAAACUUUAGGUGUUUAAUGUUUAACAUUUUUAUCAUUUCCGUCAAAAGGGUUUAUCUUUCAGAAAAAAGUGAAGAGAUCAAAUUUGUUCCAAAUUGAAUGGAGUUUUGAAAAAUGAUUUUUAUUUUAAGAAAAAUCAAGGGCUCACCAUUGCUUUCCUAACAAAUACUCCAUAUACAAAUCUGGUACGGACGUCACUAGUUUUUUUUUUUUAAAUAAUUGCACAUCAAAAAAUGUCUUUUGCUGCUUGAAAGCAGUGCACAAAAUUUCAAUGAAAUAUCUAGAGUGGUUUGAAAAUUAUGAUAAAAAAAUUGUUGCAUUUGGAACACCCUGUAUAAUAAUUGAUGCACCGUUUGAAAAAUAUUUGACGAAAUACGUGUCAAUUUGGAUUAAAGCUUGAGGAAGAUGUUCAAUAAAUAUUUCAGAAAAAAAAACAAAUUAAAAAAUUAAGUCUGGCCCAUAUUUGAAUAAAAACCAGUUAACUAGAAUCGUGCUAUUAUUUCCACUUAUGAAUGGAUAAAAAAUAGAAGUUAAGAUCUAAGUUAACAAUGCAUACAAAGUGUCUAGAGUCCGCCAGGGCAGAAUCAUUUAAGAAAGGUAAAACCUUGAAGAGGUGUAGCUCCAAAUUUUCACCAAACAUGAAUUGAAACUUCCUCUACAAAACCCCAAAAACGAAAGUUGAUAUUUGACUCAAAAUAAGAGAUAAUUUUCCUACCACAUAAUAAACAAAUCGGUGGAGAAGGAUGCAUUAUUUUAUUUUCAAUUUCUUAGUUGUUUAGGGCAUACCUUUGUUAAGAUAUCGAAACGACCUGUUACACAAAAAAUCUUUGAGAUUUUGAUUUUCUUAGAUGAUUUGGCCAUCUAGACACCUCUAAAAGAAUGCAAAUUUUUAACUGGCAAAUAUUAUAUUGUGUAAAUGCGGACAAGCUACAAUACAAAAUAUUUAAAUCUUUAACAGUCUACGUAUUAGAAUAUAAGAUGUGUGCUUUUUUUUUGAAUGAAGAAGAAGAAAAUUUGUCCACCAAUGGAUCUGUGAUAAAAAUUAGAAACAAGUUUCUCGAGAAUAUUGUGGGUGCAUCAUGCCAUGUGAAUUAUUCAAAAGUACCUAUUUUUUUGAAAAAGACUGAUAUUUUAGUUGUGCAUUAAUUUUUUUUUUAGGUAGGUAGUAGAAAACGCUUAACUGUACAAACGAUAUUAAGUCAUAUAUAAGUGCAGCUUUAACCAAUUAUAAAUGGCCAACUUUUAUAAAGUUGGUCUUUUUUAAGAAGCUCAAUAUCCCUCCUUAUUAUUAAAAGUAGUUUAUAGAGCCUAACAAUAAUUAUUAUGUUAAUCAGAUUUGUAUAGGUACCUACUAAUGAAUGGAACAUUUUUGUAAAAUCGACCAUAUAUUACUCCAUAUAAUUUUUCAAAUAGGAUUCAAAUACAUUACAAUAAGUCUGAAUAUAUUAUACUUAAAUAUUGCUCUUAAUCUACACAAAAGUUAAACAAGUAUCAAAAUGUCAUAUAUUUGAAAAAAAAAAACUGAAACUUUUGUGUAUUCUACUACCACUGCUUUAUUUGAUCUUUUGUUGUGUGAUUUUCCUACUUUGGCUGCUUCACAUCAAAUAAAUUUAAGAAUACAAUAAAAAAAAACUAAGUGAAUUUAACAAAAGCCUAACAUUUGUGCCUUAUUAUCAUAUUAUUUUUAUUAUGUAUUGGAUGUCAUAAGGUAGUUAUCAUUUUUAUAUAAUGGAUAUAGAAACCAAGUUUUUGGGGAACAAUACAUAAUAUGAAAUAAUGCAAACAUUUUAUUUUUAAGAUUAUUAUCUAUAUGUUAUUUUUAUUUGUAAAAAAAUAUUUAGAUUAGAUACUAAGUUUAUACUUAUUUAAAAAACAAUUAUUGGAGAUUUUUUUUUAAACUCGUGAUAUUUUGUUAAGGAAAAUCUGAUUAUUGAAACCUGUUUGAAAUUAUAUAAUUACUUAGUUAGGUAUUAUUGUUUUACUCUUUAUUUUUGCCUGUAGGAUCCUAUGACGUAAUCUAUAUGUUUUAUAUAUAUUUAACUAUAUGUUUUUGUUUGGAUAUUUUUAUAGCCUACGAUACUUUUUAUAAGACUAUUAUUACUAUUUAAUGAUUUGUGUAAAAUAAAAUAGAGAAUUAAGGGGUGGGUUAUUUCUAUGUUUUUAUAUAAUUACUUUAUUUAUAUCAGUAGUAGAUGAUUGUACAAUAUACAUUUUGUUAAUAAAAUUAGUAUGUUACUUUUUAUUUUUUGUUUACUUUAAAUAUAGUUAUUGAAGCAUUUUAUCGGAAAAUUUCCAAUUUCCAAUUUUGAAGUCUAGAAACUCGUGUAAAAGGCCCUUUAAUUACUCAAAAAUACAAGUUCUAUAGCCAAAAUAGAUCAAAAAAGCUUUAGAAGCUCUAUAAAUCAUGAAAACAAAUUUUCCAAACUUCCAUUUUGUCUCUGGAAGCUGGAAGUUGUUCUGAGGCCCGAUUCUCGUAGGCAGUAGAUAAAGGCGAAAAAAAUUUUCUCUUGUGGAGCUCACUAUUGAAUUUUGAAUUUGGUCUGACUCUUGAUUCCAGUGUUCAAAAUGAAAAAAACUAGACAACAAACAUUAAAAUCUUACCAUGGUUUUUUGAAGUUCCUACCAUAAAUUCACAUAAUUUGGAUUCCAGUGUGUCUUUCCCAGCUACCUUCCUCAAAAAUCUUGCAGAUUUAGGAUUAAACUUUUUGUUAUUAGUGCGGCCCU